Molecule: messenger RNA, 3680 nt
Organism: Alligator mississippiensis (American alligator)
Lineage: Eukaryota; Metazoa; Chordata; Crocodylia; Alligatoridae
Gene: RNF4
Product: ring finger protein 4
Exons: 8
Coding region: 210-794 (194 amino acids)
Biological process (GO): positive regulation of transcription by RNA polymerase II
Molecular function (GO): transcription factor binding; zinc ion binding
Source: RefSeq, a predicted model, not a curated record
UGGCGAGGCGGCGGGGGCGGGUUGUGGCGUGUGCAGCCGCCAGGCCGGCGGGCGGGUUUGGAAGAGCACCAUUCUAAGAUACAAAGAAAUCUGGACUUUUAACUGUAUGCUACCUAAACGUAGAAAUUUGAAAAUUGUAGCUUCCUUGCAAUUUAUUUUAUGAUAUUUGUACCUUUUACUUUUUCUGUAGUUUUUAUCCAAGAAAUACCAUGAGCACAACUCAAAGAAAACGUCGUGGAGGAGAAAUUGGUUCUAGGCAAACUCAAAAACGAAGUAGGCUGGCAGCUUCAGCUACAGAGAUGGCUUCAGAAGCAGAGCCAAUAGAACUUGAAGAAAGUGCUGGUGAAGAAGUAGUAGAUCUCACAUGUGAAUCUUCUGAACCUGUAGUAGUUGAUCUAACUCGCAAUGAUUCUGUUGUGAUCGUUGAAGAGAAUCAGCAACCGAGGCGAAAUCUAGGGCUAAGAAGCCAACGGCAGUCAGAUAGUUGUGUAUUAAGUAGUGAUGAAGAAGAUGAAUCAAGGGAUAAUGAUACGUGUGAAAGAAAUAAAGUUUAUGGAGGAUCAGGAACAUUGGAGGAUGAAACUACGGAUUCAAGGCCUUCAGGUACCAUUAGUUGUCCAAUUUGUAUGGAUGGCUAUUCAGAGAUUAUACAGAGUGGACGACUUAUCGUGGCAACCAAAUGUGGUCAUGUUUUCUGCAGUCAGUGCCUCCGUGACUCCCUUAGAAAUGCUAACUCUUGCCCAACUUGUAGGAAAAAACUCAGUCACAGACAGUAUCAUCCAAUUUAUGUAUGAGCACUUAAAUUCUUCUCAGGACAGCCUCAACUGGAUUUGGGGGAUAAUGUCAAGCCUUUCCAGUAUCCUGAACAUUAAAGAAAAAGCAGGUUGUAUACAUGUCCCAAUGUAAUAAAACUGAUUUUUGAAGAAUAACUUGUACAUAUCUAAACAGCUUUUUUCUAUGGUCCAAUCCUACUGUCAGAAGUUGCUUCUUGUUUUGUCACUUGUUAUAGUGUUAAGUUUUUGAGAGUCUGCAAACAGACCAGUUGGUAUGUAUUAGAAGUGAAGCAGUUUAAUCUAUUUUCUGCUGCUGCUUCUGAAAUGCUUGUACACAACAGUUCUGUUUUGAUAUUUCUUACGCUUUUUAAAAAUUACUUCUUUAUCCCCUCCCCUCCACCCAAAGUAUAACCAUUAUCUUGUCUGCAGUAUGAACAGACCUUUAGCUUUUUCAGAGUUUUCAGUUGAAUCUUACCAAGAUGCAGGUGGCUGGUAGCAAGUUACUGAAUAAAUCGCCUGCUGCUAAGGCACGUGGCUUAACUGCAGUGCAGUUUGUCCAAAUAGAAUAAGGGUUCUGUAACAACUGGACACUUGAUAACUUAAAGCAAUAUUAAAUUGACAGCCCUUGCAAUGCAAUAAAUUAACCUGCUUUUAGCCAGCAAAUCAUUUUUUCUUUAACCAGAACGCUUGAACUUGCAAACAUGUGUUUAUGAGCAACAUGAGGUCUAGAAUACAUAGCCAAAUUACAAUACUUGUAAUGUGAAAGUAUUUUGUUUCUGGCAUAUUGGAACUGCUAAAGAAUCCAUUUGUUUAAAUGACAACACUGUAGUAUUUCCUAAAUGUGAUGAUAUGAUCUCUUUUAGUACUGUUUUGUGGCUCCUUCUAAUAAUAAAUAGUUCAUUGAAAUGCCCCACCAUGAGCAUAUUGGUGAAGAAUAAGAAGCAAGUCACGUGUUCUUUUUUUAUCAGCUAAAUACCAAACUACCCAGACAUAGUGCGGUCCUCAGUAAAGUGUAAUCAGUGUAGUUUUUAAAGGUCAGCAUGUUCACUAAACUUUUCUGUUCAGCUGCUGUCUUGACAUCUGACAGGUUUUAGGCAUGUAUGCAGCAUUAACAGUUAAGUGAUAGGUUUAACCAUAAGUUUAUACAAUUCCAGCUUUAAGUGGUGGCUUGGUAUUAAUGAUAUUGGGGUGGAAGCUUUGAAAAAAGAGUAAAGCCAAAUUAUUUACUCUUUGUCCUUAAGAUGAAAAUGUGCAAUAAUAUGUAUAUUCCUCUCUCUUUCUUUAGUAAAUAUCUGUUCAGGUAUAUGCUCUGUAAAAAGGUUGUAUAUUAAAACAAGGUAAAAAUGCACAGAAGUGGGUAUUGGCCCAUUUGCUAUUAUUUUUCAGGAUUGAUUUCCAAGUACAGAAUCUAACAUUAUCCCAGCACAAAUCUACAAGCAGAUGUGGUGCCCCAGCUGAACAGAUGCAUUUAAUUGCAAUAACCUGUAAGUGAGAUAUUUACCAUACGAUUUGCUCUUUGGACCAAUGUUUUGAUCCACAUACAAUAGAACGGACAAAUACUAGCUGAUGAGGCAUCUUUAAGGUUGGAACUUAACAUGUUAAGCGUGAUUAAAAAUCAACUGGUGGCCACUUUGAAAGCUGGUAGAAAAAUAUUCUAACAGGUUUUCCUCUGGCUCAGAGAAGGACUUCUAAAGCAGAUUUGCAAGGUGUAUUUGGUUACCACAACUUCCUCACUAGGGGUUUGGUGGAGUUCUGCUUUAAAGCAGCAUGUUCUCUAGUGAGACAUUUAAACUUAGAUAAAAGCUAUGGUGACAAGACUAAAAAAAUUUUUUUUUGGUGGAAUAUUGCCCAGAUAUGUUAGUAUGUGAAUGGCCCUUAUUCCAUAAAGGCUACUGGACCUCCUGUGUUCUGGUCCUUGUAUAUCAGGGAUUUGGUAUUGUUACCUAGGAAAGCCUGCUGCACUGCAGACUAUGUAGCUGACAGUUCCCUGUAUAUAUUGAAGGAUAUAAAUCUCCUGUAGUUGCUUGCCUGUCCACUGAAUUGUGUAAAACAACAGCUAAAUGAAGACUUUUUUCUAAAAAAAAGUCUAGAGAAUUUCAUUGCAGUCCUAUCUUUUAAAUAGAGAACAAGCUUUGGGCUUUGUAUGUGUCUCAUGAAAAGUAAACUGAGAGACUAAACAUCAUCUUGGAGAUUGCUCAGAAGUGUCCAUCACACCCAAGGACAACAGCCCAGCAUGAAACUGUCUAGAAAUUUAGGGCCACAGACUUUCUUCUUCCUUCUAAUAGGUUCUUCAAAAAAAACAAGGUCAGGUUUACUUUGGAAACUAUUAUGUGAAGGGAAGACAGUAAAAAGAUUGACAGGGUUGAGUAGCAUGUCCCCAGAUGUUUCAUUGAGGUCUAGCCCUAGCCUGAACUGAGUUUGCACAAUUCCCUCUAUGUAAACACCACUUCUUGAUACCACUUUGUGAAUCAAUAUCUAAACUGACUUGGACCCUUAGAUACCAUCAACUAGAAUAUUUAACAAAAGUUUUUAGCUUUUGUGAAUCCUAUAAAGUGCCACAAAUUUUGUGUACUUGAAAAAAAAUUAAAACUUUCAAUAGCAGAAUGGCAAAUGUUAGCAUUGCAUUAUAAUAAAAAAAACCAAAAUAUAAGUGAUAUAUUUUUAAUUUCCAGUUCAAUGACAUUGUUUCAGUAUAACAUAGUAUCUGCAAGAACUGAUAGAUAAUAUAAAGUUUAUUGCAUUUUGGGGGUUUUUUUGCUUAUAAAAAUGUUUGUCUUGUUAUUGUGCACAGUUCCAAUUUUCUUGUAUUUAAUUGUUUCAUGUCUGUAUGUCAUGUCUACUUUAGACUCAACUGGUAGGCAAAUCUUUAACAGAUGGAAAUAAAAUUAUUAAUUUGUUCACCGAGAA